Varanus komodoensis (Komodo dragon) is the source of this 6163-nucleotide messenger RNA. It is a transcript of the gene STRN4, whose product is annotated as striatin 4. Gene Ontology annotation, molecular function: protein-containing complex binding; armadillo repeat domain binding; protein phosphatase 2A binding. The transcript has 17 exons. The coding region runs from base 3088 to 5028 and encodes 646 amino acids. Lineage: Eukaryota; Metazoa; Chordata; Lepidosauria; Squamata; Varanidae. Gene Ontology annotation, cellular component: dendrite. The record is from RefSeq and is a predicted model, not a curated record.
AGAGAGAUUACUUUCUUUAUUUUGCAGUGGAUUCCCCCAGCCUUAUUUGGAAAGGUGUGCAUUAGGAUUGCUUUUGCUGGUCUCUCCCCCUUUUUCUAGGGCUGGGCUGGCUGGUGUGUGUGUGUGGUGCAGAGGUCCUCUGACCUCCACAGAAGACCUAGAAGCUUAUCUGCAUGAGUAUUUACAGCUGUCCUGCUAGGUGGGUGCAGCAGGGAGAACAGUCUCCACCACUGUACAUUAUGCAUGCUCAGUGGACGAAAUGCGCAUAAGGGGCAUCAGUGCACCAGAAGCUGACUUCUGGGGAGGGACCACGUACUGGGCCCUCAGACUGAAGGCAGUUUGGGAUUAUGUGGCACAGAACUCUGUUUGCCCUCCCAGAAUAGAGACCAGGACCACCCCACUGAGUUCAAUGAAAUUUGCUCAGAGUGGGUGUUUAGGGUUAAGAAGAAAAUUCAGACCAGUCAUUCCCUGGCUACCUAGUAGUUAGCACAUAAACGGGGAGAAAGAGAUGUGCGACACUGGUCUGUAGUGACUGGUGCUUUUGGUGGUUGGGGAAUAUUCUGAGGUCUCUUUGGGGCAUGGAUUGAUCUGACACUGGAGUGGACUACCUGCAUAUCAGAGGUAUCUCCAUUCACCAGCUGCCAAGGAACUUUAGUGGAGGGCGCUUUUGCACUCAGAUCCUGCUUGUGGGAUCUUUUGGGCAGCUGGUUGGCACUGGGUGAAAAGAAUGCUGGAUAAGGUAGGCACUUGGUCUAAUCCAGCAAGGCUUUUCUUAUUUAUUUAAUGUCUACACACCCAGUAACCGAAACGCUCUGGGUGGCUCACAGCAAUUAAUCAAAUACUGAGGGCUGAAGACAAUUGGCAUUUUAAAGAAUGUGAUUGGAGGCAUGUGGAAGGAUCACGUCUCUACCGUCCCUGUGAUGGUCUGGGUGAAUAUCAUAGCUCAGUAGCACAAGGGACAACCUGGGGGAAGGGUUUUGAAGGUGUGAACGGACACCAACACCUGCUUUUUUCCCAGGUGUCUGGGAAGCAGCUGUCUUUUCCUGUCAUAAUAACACGUGGGAAUGGGGAUGGCAGGAGGCAUUUGUAUUUUAAGUUGAUUCCAAAAUGGUGGGGAGCCAGCAGUCAAAACUGGCAGAUCACCUUAAGUCUGGCGACAGGCUAUGUAUUUUCCCUAAAAGCCACAGGCAGUUUGACAGAGGGCUUAAUGGUCAUGAUAUGUGUGAGAAAUCCCCCUUUUAUUCCUUUGGUAAACCAGAUUCUGUAUUGUGUUAAAAACUUGCUUUACCAGAGGCAAUGCGUGGUGCAGAAAUCGCAAUAUGGACAGAGGGAAGUGUGUCUCUGUCAAACCACUCCUGGUUCUCUCAAGAACCGACAGAUUGUCUGCAACCAAAAGAACACGGGAGGCUCAGUCAGGAUUGUUUGUUUGUUCAUAAAAGAGGUAUUUACAAAUUGUCUGGAGGGGCUGAGUGGCAAAAGCUUUAGGUCCUAUAGAAUGAGUGAAUUUGCAUUCAGUUUACUUGGCUGAUUGACUACAUCCUGAAUGGGAGGGUGGCUUUCAAGAUAGGUCAGAUAGGUCCAUAAGAGUAACAGUUUAGACGGCUAGUCAUUAUUGGUUAAAACAGCCCUGCAGUGUUCAGAAACAGCCUACCUUGGCUUUGUAGAUUCCAAAGACAACCCAGCUCAGUGCCCACCUCCGUAUCUUGCUUGUGAGCUCCUCUAGGGGCCCAUCCAGUAUGUUGGUUCUUGUAGCAGGACUAGCUGAGAAUCUUACUUUCCGGAGUGCCCCGGUGUCCCUUGCCCCGCUGCAGCUUCCCAUUGAAUGGUGUUAAACAGUGCAAACACUUGUGAAACCCGGAAGUGAAAGUGGGGGAGUUCAUGCGCUGUGGGCCGUGAGCGGAGCCACUUUGGAGACCGAAUGGUGGGAAAGCCACCGAGGAGCAGAAACAACAAAUUCCUCCUUCCAAACUGGCCGGAGUUCUGGAAAAUACGCUAUCACCAGCGCUCCAUUUGUGAUGCUCUCACAACUGUAACAGAGACUGUCUCCCUGGGCCUCUGGCGUUCAGUCGUGCAUAUAAUGGCAUUGUUAGAGCGGCCUUGCUUUUUCAAGAGGGCUCAGUAACCAGCAGCUCAUUCAGCGCCUUCACUUACGAGGCUUAGCUGGAUUCUCCUGCUGUAUUAUGCGUGAAUUUGUGAUGAGAUGCUAGAGCUGCUGCUGGAGCUGAGUAAACAGGACUUUGCCCGUCGGUGGGGUGCCGCAGGUCGCCACCCGUCACAAACUUCUUUCCUUAUUCAGGCCGUGUCAGUCCUGUUCUUCUGGGAUGCGCCGGAAUACAGUAUUCACUUAUCUGAUAGGGAAUGUUCCUGGCAGUUUACUGGCCGGUUUGUGCUUGUGUCGCCACAAGCAGGCUCCCACGACAAUGUUUUAAGGAUGCUUGUCAGGUGACCAUGACGCCAACAACAGGGCCUCUGCGUCUCACUUCGAUCUGUGGCCUGCCGAAAGAAAACUUGGAAGGAGCCGAGUCUCCUCAUUUGUUGUCCAGUGCCGUCAGUCGCUGUAUGUGAUGAAUAAGGAGCUUCCGCCUCUGGCUUGGCAUGCAAAAUCCUGUCCCUCCUCAUGCUGCCAGCUCUCUGCCUUGAGCCUAGAUGCUGCGCGAGUGAUUUCCUCACCCCUCUUGCCUUCUUAACUCUCUUACUUCCCAAGCCUCCCAGCAGCACAGGUAUUUUUCUUCGUUCAGCCUGACCCUCUUUCCUCUUCUCUUAGCAGUUGCAUUGCCGCCCACUAAUCCCAUGACAUCAUAGCAGCUAAGCCAGUGAGAUAAGGGAGUCCACAGGCAGGGGGAAAACGUUUUUAAGAAUCCAUAAUAUGCUAAUGAAAGUCGUUUGUGCUGAACUUUACUGGAGAGGUUUGCAGCUCAUUGUGCCUCUUCUGGAUUGGUGGCUGGGGAGGAGAGGGUGUGAGGGUGUUGCCUGAAUCCCGUGCCCCUGACGGUUGCAUCUUGCACCCUCCAGGCACAAGUCGCCUUUCUUCAGGGGGAAAGGAAGGGCCAGGAGAACCUGAAGACGGAUCUUGUGCGGAGGAUAAAGAUGCUAGAAUACGCUUUGAAGCAGGAGAGGUCAAAGUACCACAAAUUGAAAUUCGGCACUGAACUGAAUCAGGGGGAAAAGAAACCGGAUAUGUUGGAACCAGUCUCCAAUGGGCCAGCUGAGCCAAUUUCACUGGAAAGCAAUCAGUUCAUGUGGAAAGAAGGGCGCCAGCUCCUCCGGCAGUACCUCGAAGAAGUGGGAUACACAGACACGAUCCUAGACAUGCGUUCCAAGCGGGUUCGCUCGCUGCUGGGCCGCUGCUCCGUGGAGUUGAAUGGCGCCGCUGAACCCAGUGGCCUGGGGACCGGGCCCACCUCAGGGCCCGCCGGGCUGAAUGGAGGCGAAUCCCUCCUUGUGAAGCAGAUAGAGGAGCAGAUCAAAAGGAAUGCUGGGAAGGAGGCAAAGGACCGGAUCAGCAGUGCAGUGAUGGAGAAGAUCCCCUUCUUACAGGGUUGUGAGGAAGAGGACAGUGAUGAAGAGGAGGACUUGGAAGGCCUGCCCCUUGAGACGCAGCGGCAGCACAAGAAACAACGAGUAAAGCAGCUCACCAACAAGCCCCUGAUCCCGGAAGUGGAGGAUGAAGAUGAUGAUGAGGACUCAGAGGAUGCCCUGAGCGAGUUCGACUUCUUGGGCUCUGGGGAGAACGGCGAGGGCUCUGGGGACACACGGCGGGCCGGAGAUGGCAAUGCAUUUGAAACCCGCCGGGUGAAGUUGCAAGGCAUGCUUGCGGAUCUCCGGGACGUUGAUGGGCUUCCUCCUAAGCCAUCCAUGCCAUCGGCCCUCUCCAGCCAGCCCAGGUCGCACGAAGGGUCGCUGGGCUUCUCUUCGGAUGUGUUUAUCAUGGACACCAUUGGUGGAGGGGAGGUCAGUCUGGGUGACCUGGCCGACCUGACGGUCACCAAUGACAACGAGCUGAGCUGCGAUCUCUCAGACAGCAAGGAUGCCUUUAAGAAGACAUGGAACCCCAAGUUCACCCUCCGGAGCCAUUACGACGGGAUCCGGGCGCUGGUGUUCCACCACGCCGAGUCUGCGCUGGUCACUGCCUCGGAAGAUGGUACACUUAAGCUGUGGAACCUCCAGAAGACGGUUGCUGCGAAAAAGAAUGCGGCUUUGGAUGUGGAGCCAGUCUAUGCAUUCCGGGCACACAGGGGCCCGGUGCUCUCCGUCGCCAUGGGCUGCAACAGCGAAUUCUGCUACAGUGGGGGAGCGGACGCACGGAUCCGCUGCUGGAGGAUCCCGGAUCUCAACAUGGACCCCUACGACGGUUAUGAUCCCAGUGUCCUCAGCAACAUCCUGGAUGGUCACACGGAUGCUGUCUGGGGCCUGGCAUUCAGCCCCUCGAAGAACCGCCUGGCUUCCUGUUCCGCGGACGGCACCGUGAGGAUAUGGGACCCAGCCAGCAGCGGCAGCGCCUCCUGCCUCAGCACCUACAACGUGGAAAGUGAAAAUGGGGUCCCCACCUCCAUCACAUUCGCCAGCACCAACCCUGCACACGCCGUGGCAGCCUUCCAGACCGGCCGCGCGGUGCUCUAUGACGUGGAAGCCGCCUGCCCUGUGCUGACGCUGGAGUCGAGACCGGCCAGUGGGGCCAGUCAGAUCAACCAGGUUGUGAGCCACCCAACCCAGCCAGUCACCAUCACAGCCCACGAUGACCGUGGGAUCCGCUUCCUGGACAAUCGGACAGGUAAAGCCAUGCACUCCAUGGUGGCUCACCUGGAUGCCGUCACCUGCCUUGCUGCAGAUCCCAACGGAGUCUUCCUCAUGUCAGGAAGCCACGACUGCUCCCUCCGGCUGUGGAACCUGGACAACAAGACGUGCACGCAGGAGAUCACAGCCCACCGCAAGAAGCACGAGGAGGCCAUCCACGACGUGGCCUUCCAUCCCAGCAAGGCCCUGAUCGCCAGCGCCGGGGCAGACGCUCUCGCCAAGGUCUUCGUAUGAAAGGAGGGCGGGCCCACAGGAGCGUCCCCAGGACUCCUCUGUCGCUUUUUUCUCCUUCUCUGGCCCAGCCAGUGGUGCUAACAACUCCGCUCCUUGCCAUGGGCACCUUCCAUCAUCUCCGUCUGAGCUCAGGACUGACCCCUGCUGGACAACCGUGGUGACCGGGGCGAUCGACCAGGGGGAAGGGCAGCUGCUUCCCUGGCCUUGGGGCUAACCUGCACCAGCACUGAAAUACUUUCCGUUCAUUUCAAGGUCGCCUGGUUUUUAUUUCCCAGCUCAGGGAAUGGAAAAACUUUCCUGGACUGCAGGCAGGGGAGGAGGGAGCCACGGCACGGGAUCUGUGGGGGGGGACCCCGGCCAACCUCCAGGCCGGCUCGAGCAGAGAGUUCUGGGCUCUCCCUCGCGCUUUUGACUCUCGGAAUAAGAACAUUGUGCAGACUGAAUGCAGCAGCAGCAGCAGCAGCAACGUCUCUGCCCAGACCCAGCGCAGGCCACCAUGACCGCCCCCUCCCGGCUGAGCUCCCUCGCCCACGCCACCGGAGGACCGCGAUGCAGUCGGGGGAGCUCUGCCGGCCCUCCCCGGGCCAUUCCCGAGCACCAGCGCUUUGCAGCUGCAGGGGUGCCCACGCGGCCUGUCAGCAGCACCCCAUCUUGGGGCAAAAGGUGCCAACGGUUGGGCUGCCUGGGCCCUGCCAGGUGUCUCCACCACCCCCUCGUGCUUCCUUCAGUCCUUCUGUCUCCUGCUCCUCCCGCCCCCAAGUCCAGGUGCACGUACACCCAGUCAAAGCACUUACCAUGUGUGUGAGCAACGGGGGAGGCGUGAGCUGGGGGGACGGGGGGUGUGGGGAAGGGUGCCCCCCCAGGACCGCUUCCAGAUACCCCGGACGAAGCAGGAGCCCUUGCCCUGGCCCUGGCCGCACUGGCAUCCUCCCUCUGGAAGAGGCCGCAGGUAAGAGGGAGGAGGAGGCGCAGUGGAAAGAAGCAGCUCUAGGUAAGUGAAGCGGGGAGCUCGAGGUGGCACGUUGCGGGUGCCUGGGAGCCAGGGGUGGGCCGUCGCCCUCGUUGCUUGUGGCUGCUUUGCUUAAAUGGGAGAUCCGCCUGUGAGUAGGGGGAGGGAUCCCAGGUGGGGCUAGCU